AUGGAGAAAACCACCGCUAAGGGUGUGACUAUCACCGUAUCCCCGAAACAAAAUGGCGGCUCUAGCAACGACAACUCUACCGUAAUCACCACUACAGAAUCCUCAGACUACGAUUAUAUCGCCGUUACCGACAAAUAUGGCAAUGUGACGUAUGAGAAGGUCCCGAAGAAGCAGUCCUCUACCGUACGGCCUGGUAGUGGGAGUACGGUAGCUACAGAAGAAAGCGGCUCGACCACCGAUGCGUAUACUGACUACGAUUACGUGGCCGUCACCGAUGAAUACGGGAAUACUACUUACGAAUGGAUACCAAAAACUACGGGGACGACUACAGUACCUAACACCAACUCAUCCACUACUGUAACCAGCACAAAAUCCACCACCGUAGCUAGCAACUUUUCUACUACGGUAUCGUCUACCGUAUCCGCUACGUCUACCGUAACUGGAAACCGGACUACGGUAUCCACGAAUACGGCCAAAACGACGACCACAGCUCCAGCCACUUGCACGACGGCAGCGAUCAAUACACAAAAUGCAUUUGCUCUGCUAGACAAGGAUGUAAUGGCUGGCUCGAGCACAGCCCUAAUCUGCUUGGACGGCUACACCUUCCCGGCUGGCGGCACCUCGAAGACGUUCACAUGCUCGUCUACGGGCUCAUGGAGCGGAUACGAUGCUUCUCAACUAUGUCAAAAUUCUAUCAAUCAAAACUCGACGACCAGAUGCUCUGACCCAUCGGCGGAUAUCGACAUGACAAACACGCUGCUCCCGAAAGCACGCAUUAAUGGCACCCAGCCGGUUGGCACGAUGAUUGUGCAUAGUUGCAAGCAGCAGUACGUCUUUGGGUCGAUCGGGCAACCGUUGCAGAUCUACCAAUGCCUCUCCACCGGUGUUUGGACCAACAAUUUACAAGGAGAAGCCUGUGUCGCAGCCGGAAGAGCUUCAGCUGAACUA
This is a messenger RNA of Mesorhabditis spiculigera, 948 nucleotides long. Lineage: Eukaryota; Metazoa; Nematoda; Chromadorea; Rhabditida; Rhabditidae. The record is from the annotation of a GenBank genome assembly.